Molecule: messenger RNA, 2726 nt
Organism: Capsicum annuum
Lineage: Eukaryota; Viridiplantae; Streptophyta; Magnoliopsida; Solanales; Solanaceae
Exons: 7
Coding region: 270-2582 (770 amino acids)
Biological process (GO): intracellular signal transduction
Source: RefSeq, a predicted model, not a curated record
AAAUAAAAGCAAGUUCCCGCUUCUUGCUCAUGACUAACACAUUUUUCUUCCCCCAUUUCUCUGUCAAAGUACUAUAUUAACUACGACGGUUUCUAAUUUCUAUUCAAAGUCCUUUAUUUUUCUUACAUUCCUCAUUUAUUACCCCUUAAUUUCUCCCCCCUAUUUAAAUUCUCAAUUUUUUUCUUUCUGUUUCCCAAUCUUAUCGCUUCUCAGAUCUGUUAUUGGCAGUUGGCAAAUUUAGAAACUCACUGUGGCUGUAAAGUGUUUCCAUGAUAGUCAUGGAAAAAGAAGAUGCUGUUACAGAAGGUGCAGUCAAUCAUCCUGCUGCUGAAAAUGAAGUAAAUGAACCCAUUCUUAACAAUGAAUCUGUAAAAAGUAAAGUUUCUAGCCAGAAGAAUUUAGGGAGUACACCGGAUGAAUCACAGGAGGCAAAUGCGGUGAAUGCUCAAGUAGAUGAACAGGAAAAGAAAAUCUCUGCAGAUAAUUCCAGUGAUGUGAAGAGUCAAGUUGAUACAAAUAAUGAACCGGAGAAGGAGAACUCUUUAGGUGAAAGCACGUCAAGUUCUUCGCAUGCUAAUAAAAAUGAGAUUAGUCAAGUGCUCACCCCAGGGGAACCUAAAUCGUUAAACACUGGACAGGAACGUUCCGAAGCCGAGAUGUCUGGUUUGAGUGGGAAGAAAACUGAUUGUGUGAAAGUGGACUUACAAAGUCUCGCUGAAACUAACAAGAAUCUCGAAGAAGUUGCUUAUGAGGAGGAAGCAGAACCCGUAUUUGAUGGAACAGAAGAACCUGGGAUGGGUGUUACUAGGAGCUUAUCAGCCCGUUCUGUACAUUGUGAUUCAGAGGCACAGGGAUCUGUUUGGCCUGAGAAGGCAGUGGCUCUUACAAACUUUUUUAGAUCAAAGAGUACAGUCGCGGUGGGUACUGUUCUACGCCGCCUUUCUGGUAAAAGUGAUGAUGGACAAGAUGCUACAGCUGAAGAAGAUAAGAGUAAGUGCAAUGAGAAGAAUGCUGUUGCAUCACAAGAACGUGAAAUGCAAACUGUGUCUCAGAAAACUGCAGAACGGACUGGGUGGAAUCCCCUUAGCUUAAUCGGAAUUUUACGUGAUGAUACUGGAAACAAACUUGUGGAGAAGGAGGUCUCACCAGAAGCAGUUUCACCAAUAGCCAUGAAGGGAAGGAUUAUAUUGUAUACUAGGUUGGGAUGCCAGGAAAGUAGAGAGGCAAGACGUUUUCUACACUGGAAAAGACUCAGAUAUGUUGAGGUCAACAUUGAUGUGUAUCCUAGUAGAAAGCUGGAACUAGAGAAAAUUGCUGGUGAUUCUGUUGUUCCUAGAGUAUUCUUUAAUGAAGUUCUCAUUGGUGGAUGGAGUGAGCUAAAGAGUUUGGAUGAAUCUGGAAAGCUCUCAGAGAAGAUUGAAUAUGUAGUUGAUGAAGUACCAUCAUUUGAAGCUCCUCUACCACCUCUUUCCGGUGAAGAUGAUUUGUCCAGUAGUGGGUCUAUCGAUGAACUAGCUCUUAUAGUUAAAAAAAUGAAACAGGCUAUUGCUUUAAAAGACCGGUUUUAUAAGCUGCGCCGAUUCACUAACUGUUUUCUCGGAUCAGAAGCUGUUGACUUCCUGUCAGAAGAUCAGUAUUUGGAAAGGGAAGAGGCUGUUGAAUUUGGUAGGAAGCUUGCAAGCAAUCUUUUCUUCCAACAUGUACUAGAUGAAAAUGUGUUUGAAGACGGUAACCAUCUGUAUCGUUUCCUUGAUGAUGAUCCCUUUGUAUCUCAGUGUCAAAACAUCCCGAGGGGUUUAACAGAAGUGAAGCCCAAACCCAUAAUAGAAAUUUCAUCUAGAUUGAGAUUUUUGUCUCAUGCAAUUUUUGAAGCUUAUGCAUCAGAAGACGGAAGGCAUGUUGAUUAUAGAAGCAUCCACGGCAGCGAGGAAUUUGCAAGGUACUUGAGAAUAACUGAAGAGCUUCAAAGAGUGAACUUUAAUGACAUGCCCAGGGAGGAGAAGCUUGCGUUUUUUAUUAAUCUCUACAACAUGAUGGCCAUUCAUGCAAUAUUGGUUUGGGGACAUCCCUCUGGGCCUAUGGAGAGGAGAAAAUUGUUUGGAGAGUUCAAAUAUGUCAUUGGUGGGUGCACAUAUUCACUAUCAGCGAUCCAGAAUGGAAUCUUGAGGAACAAUCAGAGACCACCAUACAAUCUAAUCAAACCGUUUGGAGUUAAAGACAAUCGACUUAAGGUAGCUCUUCCAUAUUCGGAGCCUCUUAUUCAUUUUGCUCUGGUUAAUGGUAUGCGAUCUGGGCCUGCUCUUCGCUGUUAUUCACCUGGAAACAUAGAUAAAGAGUUGGUGGAGGCUGCCCAUGAUUUCUUAAGAUUUGGAGGACUAAUUGUUGAUCUUAGUACCAAGGUUGCAUAUGUUAGUAAAAUCUUGAGAUGGUUUAGUGUUGAUUUUGGGAAGAAUGAGGUUGAAGUACUGAAACAUGCUGCUAAUUACUUGGAGUCAUCGGUAUCUCAAGCUUUGCUAGAGUUGCUCGCCAACAGUCUGUUGAAGGUGGUGUACCAACCUUUUGACUGGGGACUGAAUAACUAGUGCUGGAAUCUGACUCCUUGCUUAGAGUCACUGUCAAUUUUGUAUAAAAGUAAAAAUCAUGUUUCCCAACUUGGCUCGUGUCACUGGAAUCUGAGGAUUUGGUAAAUUGCCUCAUAAAUAGCAAAAUUAAUAGAUUUAGACCCA